Candidula unifasciata is the source of this 1554-nucleotide messenger RNA. The record is from the annotation of a GenBank genome assembly. Lineage: Eukaryota; Metazoa; Mollusca; Gastropoda; Stylommatophora; Geomitridae.
AUGACCAUGUCCAAGACGGAGGAGGAUGACGGUCGCGAUCAAUACGAGCCCCUCCGGCGCCUGGCCAUGGUGCAGCUUCAGCCGCCCAGAAACCCGGGCAAACCUUACACCUCGUUCUGCAUCAGAGACAUACUUGGCAUCGCUAGCAUGGAGUCGGAGACAAACAUCCAGAAAUGCAGCAACCCAAAUUCUCACAAUGAGCUUGGUGAUCAUCGACCACAGAAACCUAAACCCCGAGGACCGGCUGGCGAACAGAGCGAGUUUGUGAAAACCCACAAUCAGCCUUGCAGACAUGACGGCAACCAGAAAAAGGGCAGUAUUGGCAGAGACACGGAAGCCGAGAUGAUGAACACUUGCAGGAAGGAGAAGCACAAGUUGGCUUUGAAACCGUCGUUGUCAUUGAUGUCCUUGAAUCGAUCAGCCGUGUCCAACGGUCGGCACAGACCUACAGUCUCCGGAUUAACCAGUUCCUGUCAGUACUUGGCUCAUAGCGACCUACUGCACAUAGCUGCACACAACACACCUGUCAACCUGACCACGAAAAUUGUGCGACCUUGGAACAACGACCUUGAAGCUCCAUCUCCAUCAGCGAACUCUAGGUCGUCUGCCCAGACUCCUGGAACUAUUCUGACCGCCAGCGAAGCGUCUUCAGACGAGGAUGAAGAGAUCUCAGUUGACGACGACGAACCGCCGAUAAAAAGUCUAGCCUGCAGCAGUAGCAAGAACAAGGCUGUCUCUCCGCUGGACGCCCUCAUGGCCAUGACCAGUAAAACAUUUGAGGGUCUGGACGGAGGCAGCUCUGCUGAUGUUCGGCGCAGAGAUCAGACGACACUGUUCGGGAAGCAUCAACCGCCAAAGAAGAGACGGAAGUCGAGGACGGCUUUCAGCAACCAGCAGAUCUACGAGCUAGAGAAGAGAUUUCUCUACCAGAAGUACCUGACCCCAGCCGAUAGGGAUGACAUUGCCGCCAGCCUGGGACUGACCAAUGCCCAGGUCAUUACCUGGUUCCAGAACCGCCGAGCCAAACUCAAACGAGAUUUGGAAGAGCUGAAGAAUGACGUCACAGCCGCCAAGAAACUGCCCACGCCAAAGAUAACUCCACCGGGACCUUUCGGUGAAAUGGAUCUCAGGAGAGUGCAGGAGAAAACCCUGAGAGACUCGUUCAACAAUGGCGGUUUGCAGUCGCCCUCUUCGUCCUCCUUGGCUAGCCUCAGCGACGAAACACGAGAUACAUGCAGUACGCCAGUUCAUAGUCCUGAUCAAGCUGGUGUCGACGACGAAGAUGAGGAAGACCUUACCUGCUCCACCCAACACGAAGAGCCCAUGGACACUAAAUGUUGUGGUGACGAUGGAAACAAUGAAUAUCAUGUGAACAGCGAUGUCAGAAGUACAACCACAAAUGAGAAAAUCCCAAACAGAGAUCAAUUUCGGCCGCAGGAGAAAUUCCAGGGAAGCCUUGAUUCCCAGCCACGUGAUCGUGACGACGGAGAUAUCUCUGAGACUAGUUUCGCACACAAUACGCAGAGCCAUUUUGUCUCCGAUGUUUCCGUAUGA